GCUGAGCUCGAGCUUGUGCAGGAGGAGGGAGCCGGCAGAGAGCGUGGUCCCCAGGGGCCAAGGAAGACUGGCUGGCCAAGCCGUUACUGGUCCACGCAGUCAGAGCAUCCUCUGCAUCCCGCCAUGGUUCUGAGGAAAAAACUGAGUUGCUUAUGGACGUUAGGUCUCUGUUUGGUAGCCAGUAAAUCGCCUGCUAAAGUCCCCUCUAUCACAGACCGGAGUUUUAAAGACCAGUGCGUCAAGGCUCAUAACGAAAUGCGUGGCAAAGUGUGGCCCCCCGCGGCUGACAUGAAACACAUGAUUUGGGAUGAUGGUUUAGCGAAGAUUGCUAAAGCGUGGGCAAACAAGUGCACAUUCAAACACAACUCCUGCUUAUCAAAAUCAUACGGAUGCCAUCCAACUUUUCAAUUUGUUGGAGAAAAUAUCUGGUUAGGCGGAUUAAGCAUAUUUUCACCACACUUUGCUGUUGUUGCUUGGUUUAAUGAAACUGAAUUUUAUGAUUAUGAUACCCUAUCAUGUUCCAAAGCUUGUGGCCAUUAUACGCAGGUAGUUUGGGCCAGUUCCUAUAAAGUUGGUUGUGCCGUGACAAUGUGUCCUGAACUUGGGGGAUUUCAAACUGCAAUAUUUGUAUGCAACUAUGGACCUGCAGGAAAUUUUCCAAAUAAGCCCCCUUACACUAAAGGAGUAUCCUGCUCUUUGUGCGCAGAAGAAGAAACUUGCAGAAAGAACCUCUGCCGUAAUAAAGAACUUGAUAAACCUGAAAAAUAUCCUGAUUGGAAUCCACAGGGGAAGGCACCUCAGCAGAUAUCAUGUAAUCCAUUGUGCCUGGUUUCUAUUCUUCUGAGACUAUUUUAAUUAUCAUUUACAUACAAGAAAAGUUUUCAAACAUGACAAUAAACAAACAGUUUAUGGCUAAACGUAAUUCUCAUCAGUUUAAUUCUUAAAACUUUACACUCUUGUCUGUUAUCUAAAUUUAACGUCUGAUUUUAACAAAAGAUGUAUUGAGUAUAGGAUGGUAGCAGUAAAAAGAAAAAAAAUUAAGGUGUGUGGGUUUUUUUUAAGAU
Molecule: messenger RNA, 1064 nt
Organism: Ailuropoda melanoleuca (giant panda)
Lineage: Eukaryota; Metazoa; Chordata; Mammalia; Carnivora; Ursidae
Gene: GLIPR1L1
Product: GLIPR1 like 1
Exons: 6
Coding region: 124-855 (243 amino acids)
Cellular component (GO): extracellular region
Source: RefSeq, a predicted model, not a curated record